Messenger RNA from Clonostachys rhizophaga, 462 nucleotides. The record is from the annotation of a GenBank genome assembly. Lineage: Eukaryota; Fungi; Ascomycota; Sordariomycetes; Hypocreales; Bionectriaceae.
AUGGUCGCAGUAAAGCAUCUCGGCCUCGCAACUCUUCUUUGCCUUGGCCUCGCCAACCAAGGCGUCGCGCUGGGCAUCGACGGGACCACCAACGAUCUCAAUCUCGUGCAGAGAAGAGUGGGAAGUUACUUCAACGUCGCCCCAAUACUCGCAAAGCCUAGGGCGGAGGAGAUUCAGUUUAAUGAACGCGACUUUGAGGAGCUUAAAGAGCGUGACCUCAAUCUUGAAGAGCGAGGGUUCCGCAAGGGCUUCAACACAGGUGUCGCCAAAUGGCAAAAGCCCCGCGAUCUUGAGCAGCGAGGGUUUCGCAAGGGAUUCAACCCAGGUGUCGCUAAAUGGCAGAAGCCUCGGGAUCUCGAGGAGCGACGAUUCCGCAAGGGAUUCAAUCCGGGCGUUGCCAAAUGGCAAAAGCCUCGCGAUCUUGAGGCAUUAUUGCAGACGAGUGUCGUCUAUGUUCAAUAG